This is a messenger RNA of Mercenaria mercenaria, 8836 nucleotides long. RefSeq lists its product as uncharacterized. Bases 87 to 1004 code for a protein of 305 amino acids. The record is from RefSeq and is a predicted model, not a curated record. The transcript has 6 exons. NCBI's taxonomy places the organism in Eukaryota, Metazoa, Mollusca, Bivalvia, Venerida, Veneridae.
CUAAGCAACAUGUAAACUUCCGGUUAAUUUCCUGCCUUCGGAAAUGGAUCUUUUUUAAUACAAAUACUGCUUUACUAACAACGAAUAUGUCCUAUAGUGCAAUGAGCAAAAGGGCUCGUAACCCGUACGAGACCCUGGAACGAAUGCUGAAUAAAACGACCCUAUCAACGCAACGGAUAGCCCAUUCAAAUAUCGUGGAGUUAGGAGCUCACAUGGUAUCAACGAAGGCUGGAGAUUUUCAGGAAGAACAUGAAAGGGAACUACAGACAGCUGUUGACGAAUCAGAAGAAAGGGCCACUAGAGAACUCAGAGCAGCCCUGAAACGCCUGCGUGAAGAUAAAGAUCAUGAAAAAAAUACAGCUUUGCGUAAUCAAAAAGAGUAUUAUGAAAAGAUCCAAAGACGUGUAGAAGAGCAACGCAACAGAGCAGAGGAGGAACGCGACAGAGAAAACACCAAAAGGUUUCUGCAAGAAAAAGAAGAAGCCCUAAAUCAACAAUGGCAGGAAUGUGAGAAACGUAAAGAGGAGGCAGUAGCACUGGCCUGCGAAAAACUGACGCACAAACUUAAAUUGGAGUUUGCGUAUGAGAAGGAACAGGCUGUAGCAGAGGCACUACGUAUAGCAAAGGAAAAGUAUUUGAUACGAGAACGAAACACAAUAGAGAAGACCCGACGAGAGUGUGAGGAACUUGCCAGACAGGAGGCCGCCAGGGUGGCAAAGUUACACCAACAAGAUAUUGAUCGAUGCAAUGAAAGGUAUAACUUGUUAGAAAGAAAAUGGUUGAGAGAAAUAGAACACAGAAAAAAUGUGGAACAAGAUUUCAGGGAACUACAAGAUGAUUACCGGAGAUUUAUGGACUACACAGACGGAAUGUUCCACUCUGAUUAUCUCAUGCAGCUGAGACACAUGGGCCAGAAACUUGCCGAGAAACAAAUUAAAGCUGUUACAUAUGAAGAUCUUGAGAAAAAGUUUGAUAGUGCUGAAGAAGAGCCUGAAUUCUUUUGAGUUCUUUUUUAAAGUCUAUGACUAUGUCACAGACACUGCAGUUUGCUGGCAGUACAACACUAGGAAAUAUUUGAACCAGUCAGUUGAACAAAUAUAGCAAAAGCUAGGUACAGUUAGUUUUAAAACUGAGUUUUGAUACCAGUCUUGAAAUGCAGACCUGCCAUUGGUCAGUUUUAAAACAAUGUUUUAAAACAAUCAGUCAAGUGCUUCAGAUUGCAAACUGGUCUCCAAACGCUGGUUUAUAGCCGCAGUUUCUGCAAGAUAUUUUGCAGAAAGGAAUUGUUUACAAAGCUGUAUGUUUUAGUAUUGUUUAGCAACCCUAUGUUAAAAUUUCAAUGGAGAGAAAUUUCAUCAUCAGAAUGAAAGAGUAAUGGUUUUUAUCAAGUUUGAAUGAAGAUUUUUUUUUAAAUAAUUAUUUUUCUACAUGCAUAAUAAUUUUACACUACCCAUGGUAUCAAGGCUGAUAAUUUUGUUGUACAAAUUUUCUGUCUGUCUCGUUUUGGCUAUAUUUUUAGUGUGAAACAAACAGCAGAACUGGUUGUGAUUUUUGUUUUUAUGUAGAAGUCGUAGUGCCAGCCAUACCUUACCAAAUAUCAUAUAGUGCCUAUAUUCAUUUAAUCAUGUAAUUUAUUUUUAUAUACUUACAUGUGAUAAAUCCAUCAUAAUCUGUGAUAGCUGUGUUUUUUGUUUUUGUUUAGUGAUAUGUUUUGUUAUUGAAUUAUGAUAAAAAUUAUAUUGUACAUACUACAAUCUCACUCUCUCUCAAAAAGGGUGAAAACGUGUAGAGAAUUUAUGCCUGCAUGUUUAAAACAGGAGUUUUCCAACUUGAGGGACAGAAGAGAAUGAGAAAAUUAAAGAAUAAGCAAUGAUAUUACCUGAUUUGUCUCGGGGACUGCGUAAAAACCUUUUUUUUACACAGGGGGCAUGUAAUCAUUUUUCUUUGCCUACCUUUAAUGUUAUUGAAAUAUGUUCAAACAUACUUGUAAUUUACAAACCACAACAUGUGUAGUUCAUGAUAUAAUGAUAUGUCUUCACAAUGUGCAUGUCUACCGGUAGUUAUUCUUUUCUCCGGGGAAAAGAUGAGGUGAUCUACUACCAAAAUAACACUAUGUAGGCAAGAAAAGUAUCAUCUGACUAUAAGUUAAGCUUUAACAUUAAAGAUAUAUUAUUUAUAGUUUGUUUUUAUCACCUGAAGUGCCUUUUGUUGUUGCACUGUUCAUAAAUGUUUUAGGGUUGUCAGAUAUAAAUAUGUAAAGCACUGUCAGACUUCUUGUCUGUCAACAUUGCUAUGUAGGUAUUUGGUCAGUCUUGCCCUGCUCUCCAGACCCUUUCUAUGAAAAUUCCUUUCGUCAUCAUUUCUUUUCAGUAAUGCCAGACAACAGCUAAAUAAGUAAAGAAGGGGAAAAUAUUAAAAAUUAUACAAUAUUUUUGACAGGUUGAUAUAUCAUGUACAAUUUUGUACAUGUAUUUUUAGUAAUAUUUUCAGUGUAACAAGUGUUUUAGGGUUUUUUUUGUGUAUAUUUGUGUUCAUGUUAUGUUUCUUUGUGUUCAUCAUACAAUGUCUCCUCUUUAACCUUUACCCUGCUAAAUUUCUAAAAUGGACUGGUCUGUCAUGUAAUUUGGGCAAUGCCAUUUAUUAUUUGAAGGGAUUUUCACUUAAAAUUUAUGGACCGAAUAGCGAACGGUAUACAGACCAAGAUCAGACUGCACAGAUGUAAAGGCUGAUCAUGGUCUGCACUGGCCGCAAGGCAGAGUCACUUGCUGCCAGCAGGCUAAAGGUUAAAAACCUAUCUAGAUUCUAAAAGGAUAUCAAAAUUACAUAGGUAAGAAACUCUUAGAUUUAUUUUUGAGAAAUCAGGUUAUCAAAAGGAACAUAAAAUACAACAAGUUUUUGUUAUUUUUUUGUAUUGAUUAUUAACAUGUGAAAGUCAAAGUAUCCUUCACCAUAUUACACAUAGAAACAAUGAUAUUAGAAGUUUGUUCCUUGCGGUAAAAAAAAGUUGUUUACUGCAAAACAAAUUGUAAAAAUCUUUAAAACAUAUCAGCCUUUUUCUUUAAAAUAUCUUUAAUCUAGUCAUUUCAUCAAAUUUUGAGUUUGAAAAUUUUCACAUUGCUGCCAGGUUUGAAAUCACCUUUAGUUUAGAGUUUCUACUUCCUAUUUCACAAAGUUGCUUCAGAUCUACUUAUGCACUCUACUUGUGUAGCUGCUUAUAAAUUAAUCUGGAUUGUCUCCCCUGAACUGUGGAUACUUAAAAUAGCCACACAGUUUAACUUGAGAGAUAUAUGUGCUUGUAAUUGUAAUUUGUGACUUUAUGUUUUAACUAGAUAAUUUUUGUCAAGUCUGCAGUUUACUUAUAUUUUUUAAGCUUUGUUGUUCAUAUAUGUGGUUGCAUGUUUUUAAUGGUGAUGCAUCCAAUUAACAGUGAUAAACAUAUUGUUUAUCAUUAUGCAGUAGUUGUUUACCAUCUGUUGUGAAAUAAUAUUCCUUGUUUACCAGUUUCUUUGUUAAAGAGUAUUAUUUUCAGUAACAUAUAAUUUUUGCUUAAUAUAUAUUUUUUAUUAUAUAACAGUAUUAUAUUUAUAGUGCAUAUACCUAACUUAUGUACUCUUAGCUGCCCAUUUUACGCACGGUGAUUGUUUUGGCCAUUUAGUUUGUAGAGUUUGUUUUUCAGUUUGAAACUAUGUAGUGUAUUUUUGUUGUUUUAUAGUGUACUGGAUUAAUUAUAACAUUUUUUUAAUUUUAAAAGAGGAAUAUCAAGAAUAUUUCCUGUCAUUGUCAUGUAUAUGUGAAGUUGCAUGCUGGAGAAUCGAUGACUCAAGCUCCAGGGCCCACUUAAGUAGUCAAGUUCUCCUGAUUAUUUUCUUUAUAUUUACUAUCUUUGAACCACUCAAAAUCCUAGAUAACACAAGGAUCACAUUCAUUCCCUUCCUUGAGUGAUAGGUAUUUUAUUGUGUAGUUUUCAUUAAAAGAAGUACUGACAACAUAUUGGCAUCAGCAUCGCCGUUGGUUAAAGUUUUUGAUUAAGUCCAAUAUCUCUGUUACUAUCAAAACUAUUGACUUGAAAGUUAAAGUGGUUAUUUACUAUCAAAGUCUACAUCAGGAGAAACAAUCCCCAUAACUCUGAUUUGAAUUUUGACAGAGUUAUGCCCCUUUUUAACUUAUAGUUUUUUCUGUUAAAGUUUUUGAUAAAGUCAAAGAUCUUUAUUACUAUCAAAGCUUUUGACUUGAAACUUAAAAUAGUUAUUUACUAUCAAAGUCUACACAAGGAGAAACAAUUCCCAUAACUCUGAAUUGAAUUUUGACAGAGUUAUUACCCUUUUUAACUGAGAUAAUUUCGGUUAAAGUUUUAUAAAGUUUUUACUGGCAAAGCUCUAAUUCAGAGCCGAGCACUGAGAAAAGUCAAGCGCACUGUCAUCAGACAGCUCUUGUUUUUAAUGCUUUUUUCAUGAAAAUCUACAAAUUAUAAAAUAUCUUUAAUAAUAGGCUGUUCUAUUUAUAGCUUAUUGAAAGGUAUUAAAACAAAUCAAAUGGAGACUAUCUAGUGAAAUCUUCAUCACUAUGAAACAAUUGUUGGUCACUACACUCGCAUCCUGUUGGUUUCUAUUUCACUUCUUAGCCUGUAUAUGUACACUUCCAGAGCUUAUAAGGUAGCUCUCACAUCUCACAUGUUUGAUUCCAGGGCAAGAAGAAUUUUCUGCAUGUUAGUUUAUGUCUAAAGUCAUUUGUCGUCUGCUGCUAAUUUAAGUAGUGGAGUUGCCAGUUACUUGCAGAAAACAUGUCAGUUCUGAUACAGAGUCCAUGAACUCUGGUUACGAAACUGAAAGACUGAUGAAAAAUGGCAUGUAAACCAAAACCAAAUGAUCUAUGAAAAUACAUACAGAACAACAAAACCGCUAGUUUAGUUUCCGCAUAACUCGUGCUUGGAUAUAGUAGAUUUAGGCAAACAUUUCACUGUAUGAUAUACAUGUACAAACUCACAUCAAAACUGUGCAAUACUGUAGAAUAGAUCCUUUUAUAGUCUAUAAUACUACAGAGAUGGCUGCUUUCUAGGUAGCACUGUGCUGGUAAAAUGUUUUUUUGUGUGCGCAUUACUUUUUUGGCUGUUACAGGAAGUUGGCAAAUUUACUACAUUUUUAUACGCCGGUCUCUGAAAGAGCGGGGCGUAUUAUGUGAACACCUGUAGAGGCGGGCGGUCAGUGUCCAAAAGAAUGUCCGCUUUCUAAGUCAAACAGUUUUCAUACAAUCUUCACCAAACUUGGUGACAUUGUUUGUGGACAUAAUAUCUCGGCCAAGUUUGAUAACCAGCAAAAUCGCCCCAGGCACUCUUGAGUUAUGGCCCUUCAAUUACUCAAACUCUGCAAAUUUAGCCUUGUCCACUGCCUAAGUCGAACAAUUUUCAUCCGUUCUUCCACAAACUUCCAGAUAAUGUUUGUGGGCAUAUUAUCUCAGCCAAGUUCGAUAACCAGUCAAAUCGCCACAGGCACUGUUGGAUUAUAGCCCUUGAAUUUCUCAAAAUCUGCAAAUUUAGCCUUGUCUGUUCAGUAAGUCGAACAGUUUUCAUCCGAUCUUCACCAAACUUGCUGACAAUAUUAAUUUUAUGGGCAUAAUAUCUCGGCCAAUUUCGAUAAGCCAAAUCUCCCCAGGUACUCCUUGACUGUAGCCCUUGAAUUAGGCCAAGUUUGAUGAUGGGCAUAAUUUGUGACAGUCUGUCACUCUUGUUACUAAUGUUUUUUGUGUAGGCAGUGAUGUGGCUGAAGAUAUACUGCCUACCUAUUACAAGCAAAGAAGGAUAGUAAUAAUUAACAAUUAUAAAUUUUACCCAUUCUUGUUUUUCCUUUUUAGCUUGACUAUUUGAAGAAUAGGGGAGCUAUCCUACUCGCCUUAGCGUUGGCGUGAAAGUGAGCGUUAGCGUGAGGGUCACACAAAUGUUAAAAGUUUGUGUACCACCCCAAAUAUUUUCAAAGUCCAUUGAGAUAUUGCUUUGAUAAUUUGCAUAUUUAUGUACCAUCAUGACCCCAGUCUGUAAAAAGGAGGAGGCAACUCUAUCAAGCACUUUGACUGAAUUAUGGCCCCUUUUCGACUUAGAAUAUGCUUAUUGUAAUGUUAAAGUUUGCAUACCACCCCAAAUAUUUUCAAAGUCCAUUGAGGUAUUGCUUUGAUAUUUUGCAUACUUGUUUACCAUCAUGACCUCAAUCUGUAAAAAGGAGGAGGUGAUUCUAUCAAGCAUUUUGACUGAAUUAUGGCCCCUUUUUGACUUAGAAUAUGCUUAUUGUAAUGUUAAAGUUUUACUCAUAGCUUAUAAUAUACUAUCAAGCACUGAGAAUAGUCAAGCACGCUGACCACUGACAGCUCUUGUUUCUUUUUCGCUUAUAAGUUACAUUUUUAAACAUAGCUUUGUAUGUGUAAUGUCUCAAAAUAUGUUGUUUUUCUUAUUUCAUUUUUGUUAUAUAUUAGCAGGAAAUCAGUCUGUAUUAAAAAACAACAGAAAUGGUUGGCCUGUAAGUGGUUGUGUACUGAUUGCAUAUGAAUUUUUUUACUGAUGCCUAAAGUUUUUGUAUUGCCAUAUAUUUUAGUUGUAGAAGUACUGUAAAAGCAGAAAUUAUCGCGAGGGUUUAAUUUUCGCUAUAUUCGCGAGGCCCUACAUCUUGCGAAAAUUAAUCCUCGCAUACAUAUUCAACGUUUGUAAAAUGCGAAUUCAAGUUAGAUACCAUUUACAAUUUCGUGAAUAUUAAACCUCGCAAACAUAGUCAUAAUUCCAAAAUCGCGAAAUUUUGACCUCGCGAAAAUAUGUGCUUUUACAGUAACACUCUGAAAAUAAUCUUCAGUUUCUAAAAUUUUGCAGAAAUGCUUUCCUAGUCAUUUUUACCCUCCUUGAUCAAACUGCUGCUUUAGUAUAAAAAUAGACAUAUUGUACAUUUUUAUAAGUUAUACUUAUUACUGUUUAAAGGGGCAUACCUCCUAAUGUUGUCCACAUUAUAGCAUUUAACCCUUACCAUGCUGGACAUGAUUGAUUCUGUCUUUGCGACCAGUGUAGAUCAUGAUCAGACUGCACUGAUGAUCUGCACUGUUCGCUAUUCAGCCAGUAUUUUUUUGGUAUUUAGCACCCCUUUUAACAGUUAAUGGUAAUGUCCAAAUUGAAAGAUGGACAAGUUCAUUAAAGAAAUUUAGCAGUGUAAGGGUUAAGUUGAUGCAAAGUACAUAAUAAAUCAUAUAAUUACAUGACUCCUCAUAUAAAUCGUGAGUCAGUACUUUCUGCUGGUAACCAGUCUAUAGUUUGACACAGGUUGGUUGGGCUAAAGUGAGAAAUUGAGUGAAAAGUAGUUUGAAAUUCAUUCCUGACAUCAUGUAAUAAAACACUUAUUGAAUGACUGGCCAGUCAAUAGUCAAAACUAUUUGCCCUCGGUCUUUCAGUAAGUGUAUGAUAUGAUAUACAUGUACAUACAUCCUCCUUCUUUAGUCAGAUUAUGACAGUGUGACUUAUGAAUCAGAGUUUUUCUACCAGCUUUAUAGCUUUUAUGAGAAUUUACAUUAAUGAAUAAUACUACUGAAAAUUCAGUGAGUCACUUCACUAUGUUUGUACGUAAUAGAAAAGAUUUUUUUCAAAUUUUGACAUAAAUCUUGAGGUGUGCCCCUUUAAACCUUUCUUCCAACGAUUAUAGUUUCGUUUAUAUCUUCAGUAUCUUAAGUUCUUAUUGUUCUAUUUAAAGUUGUACAUAUGUAAACUUGAAAGGAUGAUAUUAACAUAGUGUUGUCAUUUAGUGCUUUAAGAAGGACAUGGAAGUGUUGGUUAUAAAAUACAGUUUAUACAGAAAAUUAUGUAAAAGCCAUUUAAUACACAUAAUAUUAUACAGACAAAAAAGCGACGUUUAAGUCAGAGAAGUCUUGAUGUAAAGGAAUAUAUUUUGAAUUACCUGUCUCGGUACAAAGAAUGGAAUAGUACAGAUAAGAGUAAAUGGGUUUCUUUGGCACUGUGAAUACUGUUCCAUUGCUACUGCUGAACAAGAAUGUGCAGUGCAUUGUGUAUAACUGCUGUAACUGCCGUCGGUAUCAAUUAUGUGAAAUCAUUACAUCGUAUAUGCACCAUAACUGUUCAUUGUUUAUUUUAGAAUUGUUUCAUAUUAUGAUAUGUGCCUCAGAAAUAUGGCUAAAUGAUUAAAUGACUAGUCUUCAAAUACUUUUUUUCCAUCAUCUUCUGUUAAUAGGCAGAAAAUAUUUAUUUUUAAGUAGUAGUAACACAAAUAAAAGUGACAGUUUUUGCCACAGUUAAAUCAAAGUUUCGUUAAUAAGUUUGGUCCCACCGUUUGGAUGUCAUUACUGGCAUGGGCCAAGCAUAUUGAUAAAGAUUCUUAGGUGUUUUGUAGUCAAAAAUACUCCCAUGCCGAAUGUAGAAUCUUGAUUUAUCACGGUCAAGAAGACCGACCGUAGAUGAAAAUCGGACAUGGUGGGUAACGAAUAAAGUAACAAACGAUACACAAGUCAGAGGGAUUGAGCUUCCAUUGAAAUUCGGGCUUGACUUUAAGUGAAGUUCGAUUUUACAGAGGUGUGGGGCACGUGAUCAAAGCAACAUUGAUCGAUAUAGCUACGGAUAUCUUUUUGUCAAAUUUAAAAAUUGCAUUUUUAUCUAUUUUGGAUUAAAGUUUUUUUCAUAUUUCUCUUUUAAUAUGCCACGAUUUUUAUUAAAUUUAAAGGUAACCUUCAAAGUACGUAGGACUUUUGAAUCUAGUCUUUAAUUUCAUUUAGCCUUUAAUUAUCCAGGUUUAGGGAUCCUUCUGUCUCAGUAAUGUAAUAACUGUGUUUGUUAAAUUGCCUGCAAUAAAAAUGAUAAACAACU